AUGAUCGACACCCACGCCCUCCCAAUUGAUGCUAGCAUAGCUCGACCCCGGCCUCUCUCAAGGAGCAGUCAGGUGUUUGGUCAGAUCCAGAGCUGCACUGUCGUCUCUCUUCCUCCUGUGUUGCUUGCUGCCACCAGAGACAUUGGUAGCAGCAGCAGCAGCAGCAGCAGCAGCAAAACAGCACACCACCACGAGCACCAGCAUCGCUAG
This is a messenger RNA of Colletotrichum lupini, 210 nucleotides long. RefSeq lists its product as uncharacterized. The record is from RefSeq and is a predicted model, not a curated record. Lineage: Eukaryota; Fungi; Ascomycota; Sordariomycetes; Glomerellales; Glomerellaceae. The transcript has a single exon. Bases 1 to 210 code for a protein of 69 amino acids.